CAGAGAGAGAGAGACAGAAUCCCUCUCCUCUGUGAGUGAAUAUCCUCUCUCUCUCUCUCUCCUCUUUCUCUCUCUAGAUUCGUUUCGGAGCUUUCCUCCAAUGGCGGACGAGGGGGCGAGCGAAGUCACUGGUCCGAUUCGUCGUGUUCUCCUCAUCUCCGCCGGCGCUAGUCACUCCGUCGCUCUUCUCUCUGGAAAUGUUGUUUGCUCUUGGGGAAGAGGAGAGGAUGGACAGCUAGGCCACGGAGAUGCUGAAGAUCGACUUUCUCCUACACAGUUGAGUGCAUUGGAUGGUCAUGAGAUAGUGUCUGUUACUUGUGGAGCUGAUCAUACAACUGCUUAUUCUGAGACGCAAGCGGAGGUUUACAGCUGGGGAUGGGGUGACUUUGGGAGGUUGGGUCACGGGAAUUCUAGUGAUUUGUUCACACCGCAGCCAAUUAAAGCAUUGCAUGGUGUAAGGAUAAAGCAAAUUGCUUGUGGCGACAGCCACUGUUUGGCAGUCACUAUGGAAGGGGAAGUGCAAAGUUGGGGUCGGAACCAAAAUGGUCAACUUGGUCUUGGCACCUCGGAGGAUUCUCUUGUGCCGCAAAAAAUUCAAGCGUUUGAGGGAAUUUCAAUCAAAAUGGUCGCUGCUGGUGCUGAACAUACUGCAGCUAUUACAGAAGACGGGGCACUCUACGGAUGGGGAUGGGGGCAAUAUGGAAACUUGGGCUUAGGGGACAGAAAUGACCGUUUGGUUCCUGAGAAAGUUUCAACUGUUGAUGCUGAGAAGAUGGUUAUGGUUGCUUGUGGAUGGCGGCAUACCAUAUCUGUUUCCUCAUCUGGUGCUUUAUAUACCUACGGAUGGAGCAAAUAUGGUCAACUGGGUCAUGGAGAUUUUGAGGAUCACCUUUCUCCUCACAAGCUAGAAGCCUUGAGUGGCAGUGUUGUUUCUCAGAUAUCAGGCGGUUGGAGACAUACAAUGGCACUAACGUCUGAUGGAAAACUAUAUGGCUGGGGUUGGAACAAGUUUGGGCAGGUUGGAGUUGGUGAUAAUAUAGACCAUUGUGCACCUGUGCAAGUUAAAUUUCCCCAUGAGCAGAAAGUAAUAAAGAUCUCUUGUGGAUGGAGACACACGCUAGCUGUUACUGAAAUACCAAAUGUCUUUUCAUGGGGAAGAGGCACAAAUGGACAGCUUGGGCAUGGUGAAUCUGUUGAUCGGAAUACUCCAAAGAUGAUAGAGGCCCUGAGUGUCGAUGGAUAUAGUGGACAGCAAAUAGAGUCAUCAAAAGUUGAUCCAUCGCCAGGGAAAACAUGGGUCUCACCUUCUGAGAGAUAUGCAGUUGUUCCAAAUGAAACUGUCCAAGGGCAAACAUCUGUUUCCAGCAGGGGCAACGGGAACGAUGCAAACGUCCCCGAAAAUGAUGUCAAAAGGUUACGGCAUUGAAGUAGGUAAAACGGAAUUGGGAAUUAUAUCUUCUUAUGGCUAUUUUACUUCCAGAGACGUCACAUGUCAACCAGCCAAUGCCAUUGGCUCGGUCGGCAUUCUCAUCUAAUUGUAAAUUCAUAUUUAUUGCAAAAUAGCGUCUAGUCCUGUUGUUGUAGAGGGAGAAUAUCUAAACUUCUUUGCUACUUCUUGUUGUACUUUGUUAUUAUGGUCAAAUUGCAUUGAAACACUUGCAAAAUGUAA
Messenger RNA from Morus notabilis, 1669 nucleotides. Its product is annotated as ultraviolet-B receptor UVR8. NCBI's taxonomy places the organism in Eukaryota, Viridiplantae, Streptophyta, Magnoliopsida, Rosales, Moraceae. The record is from RefSeq and is a predicted model, not a curated record. The transcript has 12 exons. The coding region runs from base 101 to 1426 and encodes 441 amino acids.